This is a messenger RNA of Lathyrus oleraceus (garden pea), 531 nucleotides long. RefSeq names its product eukaryotic translation initiation factor 4 gamma-like. NCBI's taxonomy places the organism in Eukaryota, Viridiplantae, Streptophyta, Magnoliopsida, Fabales, Fabaceae. The record is from RefSeq and is a predicted model, not a curated record. The transcript is spliced from 2 exons. The coding region runs from base 1 to 531 and encodes 176 amino acids.
AUGCUAUUUCCAACACCACCAAUUUAUGUUGCCUCCAUCGCUCCCACUCUAAAUCUUGGUGACAUCAAUUCACCUUCUCCAUACUCCCUAGCCUCUACCACUGAACCAGACACUGCCUUCCCUACCCUAGAAGAAGCAAUAAAAGUUUGUGCAGAGUCUUCAGUAGAGAAGAUCAAAGAUGCUGGUAUAAGGCUCCAAGAUCGCCUGGACAGAGAGGCUGAGGAACAGGCUAGGAAGGAAGCAAAAGAGAAAGCUCGCCUGGAAGAAGAACAGAGGAUCAGAGAAGCUGAAGAAAAGGCUGUUGCUGCUGCUGCUGAGGCUGAGGCAAAAGCUCUAGCCGAAGCUGAAGAAGCAAUACGUGUUGCUGCAGAGGAAGCUGCCAAGGCCAGAUCUAAUGCUUUGACUCAGGGGGAGAAAUCCAACUCUGGGUUUUCCCCUCUGGUCUUAAAGACUCCGGAGGAACUGCAAAAGGAACAACAAGUGGUUCGAGUUAGGCUGGAUCAACAGGAUUCCGUCAACAUCAACAUUUAG